Molecule: messenger RNA, 1194 nt
Organism: Lotus japonicus
Lineage: Eukaryota; Viridiplantae; Streptophyta; Magnoliopsida; Fabales; Fabaceae
Product: cyclin-D1-1-like
Exons: 6
Coding region: 1-1017 (338 amino acids)
Biological process (GO): regulation of cyclin-dependent protein serine/threonine kinase activity; mitotic cell cycle phase transition
Cellular component (GO): nucleus; cyclin-dependent protein kinase holoenzyme complex; cytoplasm
Molecular function (GO): cyclin-dependent protein serine/threonine kinase regulator activity
Source: RefSeq, a predicted model, not a curated record
AUGCCGCUACUUUCUGACUACGACCUCCUCUGCGGCGAGGAAGCCUCCGGGAUCCUCACCGUAGAGUCACCGGAAUGCUCCUCCGACUUCUUCGAUUUCUCUCCGCCGUCACCGUCGCCGUCGUCCACGGAGGAGGAGUCGAUCGCCGUUUUCAUUGAGCACGAGCGCAACUUCGUUCCUGGAUUCGACUAUCUCUCAAGAUUCCAAUCUCGCUCCCUCGAUCCUGACGCAAGAGAAGAAUCUGUUACAUGGAUUCUCAAGGUACACGCUUACUAUGGGUUUGGGCCAUUGACGGCGUACCUUUCCGUCAAUUAUAUGGAUCGGUUUUUGGAUUCUCGCCAUUUGCCGCAAACAAAUGGGUGGCCUAUGCAACUUAUAUCUGUUGCAUGUUUGUCCUUAGCAGCAAAGAUGGAGGAACCCCUGGUUCCCUCUCUCUUGGACCUUCAGGUAGAAGGUGCCAAAUACAUAUUUGAGCCGAGAACAAUUCGUAGGAUGGAGCUACUUGUAUUGGAUGCCUUGGAUUGGAGGCUUAGAUCAGUAACCCCUCUUAGCUUCCUCGGUUUCUUUGCCUUCAAGCUUGAUUCUACUGGAAAGUUUACUGGAUUUCUCAUUUCACGGGCUACAGAAAUCAUCUUAUCUAAUAUCCAUGACGUUAGCUUUCUUGCUUACAGGUCAUCAUGUAUUGCCGCCGCGGCCAUACUCUCUGCAUCUAAUGAAAUUCCUGAGUGGUCUUUUGUUAAACCUGAGCAUGCUGAGUCAUGGUGCCAGGGUCUAAGAAAAGAAAAAAUUAUAGUGUGCUACAAGUUGAUACAAGAGCUUAUUGUGAUUAACCACAGCAGCGGGAGGACCCCUAAAGUGUUGCCACAGCUUGGAGUAACAACUCGGACCCGGAGGUGGUCAUGUAUCUCAUCACUGUCUUCGUCUUCGUCUUCCUCUUCCUCUUCAUCGUCUUUCUUAUUGUCCAAUAAAAGAAGGAAAUCAAAUAACUGUUUGUGCAUAGAUGAUGAUGACAGAUGAAGCUGCGAGUGAAGAGAAAAAAGAAAAAUAAUAAAAUUUGAAGAAGGGAAGAAAUAAGGUGGGCCAUGCUGUCUGAAACCUCAACAUUUAUUUUAUUGAUGGAGGGUGUUAAUUAUUACUACUAGUAGAAUACGUAUAUACUAGAUAUAAUACCCGUGCGUUGCACGGGUUUAUUUA